Molecule: messenger RNA, 1374 nt
Organism: Moneuplotes crassus
Lineage: Eukaryota; Ciliophora; Spirotrichea; Euplotida; Euplotidae
Source: the annotation of a GenBank genome assembly
AAAAAUAAAAAUGGAGACUAAUUCUGGAGCUAAGACCCAUACUAAUGAGGAAUCAUCAAUAAAAGCAGAACCUCACUUUGUUAGUGUCGAUUCGAUAGAGGAGGCCAAACCAACAACUUCAAAAUUUGACACAAAGUCUGUAAAAAGUGAUGAUGCUGACAUGAGAUUUCCAAGGACACCUUCUUUUAGUGACAGGUGAAAAUAGCUAUGUUUUCUCUGACAAGGACGAGCUUAGCAAUACUACUUAUCUCCAUUCAUAUCUAGUGAAGGGCAAAAUGUUCAUUGUUCCUAAAUAGGUACAAGAUCACCCAGACUUUAGGGCAAGGAUCAUAUGGAAUCGUCUGUAAGGCCCUCAAUACAGAAACUAGAGAGCAAGUUGCGAUUAAGAAAAUUUUGAAUCCAUUUAAAUUUCCAGAAAGCAUCCUUAGAAUUUUGAGAGAAGUAAGACUGUUAAAGUUCUUAAAUCAUGAGAACAUUAUUCAAAUCAGAGAUCUCUCCCCAGCAGUCUCGAUGAAAUCGAUCGAGAGCAUUUAUGUGACUACAGAUUACAUGCCAUCAGACUUGAUGCAGAUCAUUCAUAGUAGUAAUCCUUUGGCUGAAGAGCAGAUCGUGUUCAUCCUCUUUCAGAUUUUAUCAGCUUUGAAAUACCUUCAUUCUGCGAAUAUCCUACACAGGGAUCUGAAACCUUCGAAUAUUUUGAUAAAUGAGGACUGUGAAGUCAAGCUCUGUGAUUUUGGCUUAGCAAGAGCAAUCGAUGAGAGCGAAAAGAACAAUACAGAUCUUACUAUUUAUGUGACCACCAGAAUCUACAGAGCGCCAGAGCUACUCUUCUUAAUUGGAAAUUACACCCAAGCUAUUGACGUAUGGUCUGUUGGGUGCAUUUUUGCAGAAAUGCUUAUUAGAAGACCCCUCUUCGCUUGCCCAGAUCACAUGAAAAUCGCCCAAAAAAUCUACGACCUCGUUGGCUCAAUUGAAGAGAUCAAAGGAUCUGAUUUUGAGAGUAGAAUGUCUUAUUUCCAGAGUUUUGAGAAGAAAAAGGAUCCAAAUCAAAGUUUUGACAAUAUUUUCGGUGCAUUCUCAGACACUGCAAAGGACCUCCUGAGUAAAAUGUUAGUCCUGGACCCGAGCAAGAGGAUCACCAUCGAUGAUGCUCUAAAUCACCCAUAUUUUGAAGACUACAAGGAAGAAAUAGAAGAGCUUGAGAAUUGUGAGAAAAACUCCGACAGUACUAAGCUAAAGCAGGAAAUUGUACGGGAGAUCUUCUCAUUUUCCAAGAAUAUUGAUGAAGUUACUUAUAAGGCAACUACAGCUGAAUAUAAAGCCUUGAAAAAGGCCUCUAAGGUUCACCAUUUUAUAUCAUUCGCUAAAAAGUAA